CGUAACACCACAUCAACUACGUCAAAAUGGAGCGAAAGUUUUGACUGCUGUGCGUUUUCGAACUCUUGCUCAUUCUUCAAUAAAAACGCUUUAGACAUGAAUUAAAAAACACGAGUAGACAGUGUUGACCAUGGAGGGGCUGGAGAUGUCAGCCAUGAUCCCCGCUCUUCGUGAGCUUGCCAGCGCCAGUCCGGGGGAAUACGACGAAGCUGCAAAGAAACCUCGACAGAUCCUGUGUCAGUUCAUUGACAGGAUACUGACUGACGUGGAUGCGGUGUCUCUCGGGCUGAAUAAAAAGUCCACCUCGGAGCCUGCCUGCGUCAUGCUGCUGGACUUCGUGCAACACAUCAUCAAGUCGUCAUCACUCAUGUUUUCCAACCCUGCCUGCCAGUCCGCAGACUACCCCGAUACAACACAACACUGCAUUGACUUCGGCAAGUGGGUGUUACUGCGUCUGCUGCGCGUGGCUGCCGCCCCCGACUGCGGCGCUAUCCACGGGAAGGUGCGCGCCGUCCUUUGCUCCUUGCUGCACUCCUUCCUCGUCCGGAUGCCCUUCAUUUUCGCCCGCCUGGCCCAAGGGCUCAUCCUCCUGGUGGCCGACCUGAGCGGUAUCCUACACGCCCACAUCACCUCCCGCUCGCCAAGCCUUUGGCCCGCCGCCCUCCAAUCCUUCACCGUCCCCCCGCCGUGCCCCAACCUCACCCCUUCGACCCUCUCUCUCGCCUCACCGGCUGCGUUGGAGUCCCUCGCCGCGGUGACGUUGUACGUCGUUAGCGACGUUGUCAGGGGUGUAAUCUCCCCACGGGACCAAAGAAUGGCCUGGGAGACCGCCUGCGCCAUCCUGGCCAAUGGUAACACCCGGCUGAGGACUGUUACCAUGGCGAUGCUGAGGCGGCUAGUGGAGCUGCGGGGCUUCCCAGAAGAGCUGGGACACCAGUUCUUCGCCACCUUCCUCCACGUGCUGAAGACGCACGCUGGCGGGUAUGAGGGGGAGCUGCUCAGCCUCGCACACUGCGUGUUUCGCCAAGGUUGCACCCGCCUGGAGGACACGUACCUGGCACAAGUGUUUGAAUGUGUCUGCACCCAUGCGGAGACUCAGGCGUCCAACACAAGAACCCUGGAGCCUGGCACUCCCCAGGGGACGGAGGUAACCCAGUCUGUGUGUCAUGCUUUGGACUGGGCGCUGUCAGUCGCCAUCAGUUAUGAGAACGUCGCCCUACUGCAGAUGAGGAGAGUGGUGCAGGUCUGCGGGACGCUGGCGCGCACCGUUGGAACUGAAACACAAGCUGAAUGUGCGGAAGGUUUCCUGAAAGCUGCGCUCAAAGCGGAGAUUGCCAUGCUGAUGCGCCAAUUCGAAGACGAGGCCACGCCGAGCAAGAAAGUCUGCAAAGGGGCCCACGGCACACCGAACUCGGUGCCGUACGCCGAAGUGGCCGUACGUGAUGACAGUGAGGUCUGGGCCGUGCUCAGCAGCCGCUUAGAGGAGCUCUUGGCGCUGUUCAACUCUGACAAUUGUGAACUCAAGAGCGCCCACAGGCUUGCCGCGCUUCGGGGCGUCGGGCUCAUUCUCCGACUGGCUGCAGUUUGUUCCUCGCCCACCAGGCAGCCGCCACUUCUCUGGUUGUCCUCUGAGACUCUGGGUAGGACAUUGAGGAGCUGUCAAUCAGUGCUAGAGGGCGGGGCUGAACCCGUCUCCAACCAGAACUACUACGAGUCCGCUGUCCAGAUCACUAUGAGAGUCCUUGACUGUGUGCUCUACCUGACCGCGUGCAGCCAAGGUCAAGAUGUGCUCCAUCGGCAUGCGUGUGCGCUCCUGACGCUCCCCUGGGUGUCGGCUCACAAGUCGACUUCGGCCUACAAAAAUACGGGUUUCCACUCCUGGGUGCUCACCUUGGCUCAGAGGCUUCACUUUUGCUUCUCGAGCAAGGUUCGGACGCAGUGUCUCUCUCUGGUGGCGCACUUGCACGGCGGGGUGUGCGCGGCGUGGCGUGCGUUUGUGUUCUCUGCGGCCCUGCGAGGUCGGGACGAGGCCCUGAAAGAGGCGGCGGUCCGGGCCUUCCCGCUUCUUCUUCACCAUCUGGAAAACUCCCAACACAACCUCAUCACCACCACCGCCCUAUAUCCAAUGCUGGAUGACUCUUCGGAGAAUGUGCGAAGGGAGCUGGCGAGGAUCGUGGGCCAUCUGAGCUGCGUCCAGUCGGGGCUGUCCCUGCUUAGCUACGACGCCAAUCAUGCGGAAGAGCUUGUGUGCCACGGCCUCUGCCUGGCGGUGGAACACCUCGGCGGCGCACCCCCAUCCCUGACAGCAUCCUUUGUCAAACCUUUCCUGCUUCUGCUCGGACCACUGGCGCCAAGUAGCGUUAAACAAGCAUUUCUACAAGCACUACCUCACCUCUGCCAACAUGUCCGUCUGGGUGAUGCUGGCGACGACUCCCAGGAGCUUUUGUCCGCUCUCAUCGGCCUUCUCAAGGAUUCGGAUCCGGGCGUCAGGAUGAGUUUCAGCCAAUCGGUGCGUUUCCUGUUGAUGGACCCCUCCCCUGACAACAGCCCCGCGAGUGAGCUGCUGACUGUUGCGCUCAAAGAGGCCUUCAACAGCGCCAAAGCCAACAAUGACGACAACUUGCGCCACACUCUCAUCCUCACCACCGGAGAGAUCGGCAGAACAUCUCAGGGCAGCUUGGUGUCCUUCUCCCUGCUGCAUCUGCUCCACUGUUUGCUGUCCAAGUCGUCGCCCGUGUCUGUGGGUGCCUACACACAGAUCAGAUCGCUGGCGGCCUCCAAAGGAAUCGAGUUGCAAACACUCUUCAAUCAACACAAGAACCCCAUUUGUCAGUUCCUGGUGGAGUCGCUGCACUCGCGUUACUCUUCGGCCACGCGCAGCAUGCCCCAACAGGGCAACGAUUCUGCCCAUCAGAGGGAGCUGGCGCUUGACAUCCUUGCUCAGAUCGCACACGCCUUCAACUUCCCAGACCUCCACCUCUUUCUUUCUCGGACGCUGCAGGUGCUCUUGCCCUACUUGGCCGCCAAGUCCAGCGUCAUUGGUUCCGCCCUCAUCCGCACGCUGGCCAAUGAGCUGAACGCCAACCGGCGGGAGAUCCUGAUCAGUAACUUCAAGUACAUCUUUAGCCACCUGGUCUGCUCCUGCACGAAGGAGGAGCUGGAGAGGGCCUUCCACUACCUCCAGAGCGAGACCGAGAUCGAACUGGGCUCACUUCUGCGCCAAGACUUCCAAGGCCUUCACAACGAGCUACUGCUGCGCUUGGGUGAGCACUAUCAGCAGGUCUUCAACGGCCUGGCCAUCCUGGCUUCCUUCGCGUCCAACGACGACCCCUACCAGGGUCCCCGCAACAUCACCACCUCGGAGCAAAUGGUAGACUACCUGCAGCCAAAGCUACUAGGAAUUCUUGCUUUCUUUAACAUGCAGUUUCUCAGCUCUCGAGCGGGAGAGAAGGACAGGAAGAAACUGGCGCUGACCAGCGUGAUGGCACUGAUGCGACUGAUGGGGUCCAAACACAUCAGCUCAGUGCGGGUGAAGAUGAUGACCACCCUGCGCACCGGCCUCCGCUAUCGAGAAGACUUUCCUCUGCUCUGCUGCCAAACGUGGGAGUGUUUCGUGAGAAGCGUGGAGACGGCACAUCUUGGCCCCCUGCUGAGCCACGUGAUUGUGGCGCUCCUGCCUCUCAUCCCCCUGCAGCCCAAAGAGACCGCUGCCAUCAUCCGCUUCCUCAUACUGGACAACAGGGAAGAGGUCAACGACUACCUCCAUGAGAUUUACUUCCUGCCGGACCAUCCUGAGCUCAAAGACAUUCACACUGUGCUGCAGAACUACAAAAAGUUGACAGCAAGCAACAGUGACCUGGCGUCUGCAUUACAACUUUCCAUGAGAGCCGUUCAGCACGAGAACGUCGACGUCCGCAUCCAUGCACUGACCAGCCUCAGAGACAUGAUGCACAGCAACCAGGAGUGGCUGUCGAGGCAAGUGUGCGCCAGUGAGUCUGUGGAACCGGUCAUCUCCAGCCUGGUGUCGGUGCUGCUCAAGGGCUGCCAGGACUCGUCUCCCGAAGCCCGACUCCUGUGUGGCGAGUGUCUCGGUGAGCUGGGCGCUGUGGAUCCGGGUCGCCUGGACCUAUCGCCGUCGCACAUCCACGGUGACCGCAACACCUUUGUGGGUGGCGUGGCCGACCCCAAUUUUGCUUACGAACUGCUGACCGAACUCACCCGAGCUUUCCUGGCUUAUGCCGACAACGUCCGAGCGCAGGACUCUGCUGCGUACGCCAUCCAGGAACUGUUGGCCAUCUUUGAGUGCCGCGAGGGUCGCCUGGAUUCACCGGGCCGCCGACUGUGGAGGAGAUUCCCGGAGCAUGUCAAAGAAAUACUGGAGCCUCACCUCAACAGCAGGUACAAGAGCAGCCAGAAGAAGGCUGCCUGGUCCAACCUGAAGAAGCCAGUCUACCUCAGCAACCGGGGCGGCAAGUUCUCCGACUGGGCCGCCACGUGGGCCGCCUAUCUCAUCAGCAAAGUACGACACAAUUUGGCAAGCCGGGUGUUCACCUGCUGCAGUUUCAUCAUCAACUACGACUACAAGGUGACCAUCUACCUGCUGCCUCAUGUGCUGCUCUACAUGCUGUUGGGCUGCACGCCGGCCGAACGAGAGGAGGUGACACAGGAGAUGCUGGCCGUGCUGACAGAGAGCGAGGAGCGUGUCCAGGAGACGGCGUCCAGCCACUGGCAGCUCAGCACUCAGACGGUGUUCAGCAUGCUGUCUCACCUCACCCAGUGGAGUCGCCACAUCAGUCACGUGGAGCCCAGCGAUAACGCAGAGAGUGGCAAGUACAAGUGCGUGGCGGCUUUCCUCAAGGACAUCCCGCAAGAUGUGAUGGCCAAGGCGGCGCUGCAUUCCAAGGCCUACACGCGCGCCCUCAUGCACUUUGAAGCCUACAUGCUGGAGGGCAACGAGGACAUCAAGGACCACCUCACCUUCCUCCAGACAUUGUACGCUGCCAUGCACGAGCCCGACGGCCUGAAGGGGGUGGACGCCCUGAGGCAGGAGGAGCCGUCGCUCCGCGAACAAAUCCUGGAGCACGAGAGCAUCGGCCUGCUGCAGGAUGCCACCGCGUGCUACGAUCACGCCAUACAGCUCCAGUCCGACCAGAUCGGCCACUAUCACGGCGUCAUGAGGUCUCGGUUGGGCCUGGGCCAGCUGUCCACAGUCAUCACGCAGGUUAAUGGAGUCCUGGCCGACAGGGAGCAGUGGACCUCGGAGCUCAACGCCUACAGAGUGGAGGCUGCCUGGAAGCUGGGCAAAUGGGACCUGCUGGAGGACUAUUUGAGUUCGGACCUCCAGUCCAGCACGUGGGGAGUACGACUGGGUCAGCUGCUACUGGCAGCCAAGAAACAAGAUGGCGCCGCCUUCUCCGAGAAGCUGAAGCUGGUCCGGAAUGAGCAGGUGGUCCCGUUGUCGGCCGCCAGCUACGAGUGCGGCUCUUACCAGAGAGGAUACGAGUACAUCGUCAGGCUCCACAUGCUGAGCGAGUUGGAGCACACGUUCACCGAGCUACAGAGGCAGGAGGGAGGCUCGUCUCCCGGCCUCAGACAGCUCCCCUCCCAUUGGUCGGAUCGGCUGGAGAUGACCCAGAAAUCAUUUCGGGCCAAAGAGCCCAUCCUGGCCCUCCGCCGCGCCCUGCUGAGCCUGCAGUCAAAGCCUUCGAGUCAGAAGCUGGUUGGCGAGUGCUGGCUCCAGAGCGCCCGGGUGGCCAGGAAGGCCGGACAUCACCAGACCGCCUUCAACGCGCUCCUGAACGCAGAGAACACGCACCUGGCUGAGCUGCUCACCGAGAAGGCCAAGUGGCUUUGGUCCAAGGGCGACGUCCACCAGGCGCUGAUCGUACUGCAGAAGGGCGUGGCCCAGUGCUUCCCUAACGAGGAGCCCCCGUCGGACCCUCACGACCUGCAGACCAAAGGCCGAGCCAUGCUGCUGGUGGGCCGCUUCAUGGAGGAGACGGCCAACUUUGAGUCCAACGCCGUCAUGAAGACGUACAAGGAUGUGACCAACCUUCUGCCUGAGUGGGAGGACGGCAACUUCUACCUGGCCAAGUACUAUGACAAAGUCAUGCCCAUGGUGACCGACAACAAGAUGGAGAAGCAAGGGAACCUCAUCAGAUACAUUGUCACCUAUUUCGGAAAAGCGCUGCAGUUUGGAAACCAGUACAUCUACCAAGCUAUGCCCCGUAUGCUCUCCCUCUGGCUGGACUUUGGAGCCAAAGUGUGUGAAUGUGAGAAAGCUGGUCGGGCCGACAGGCAGAUGCGCCAGGAGCUGUCCAAGAUCAAUGCGAUGAUGGGCGAGCAUUGCGCCAACCUGGCUCCCUACCAGUUCCUCACCGCCUUCUCGCAGCUCAUCUCCCGCGUGUGCCACUCCAACGACGAAGUCUUCACCGUCCUCAUGACCAUCGUGGCCAAAGUCUUCCUGGCGUAUCCGCAGCAGGCCAUGUGGCUCAUGACGGCCGUGUCCAAGUCGUCCUACCCCACCCGCAUGAAUCGCUGCAAUCAGAUCCUGAAGAAAGCCAUCAGCCUCAAGCAGUCUCUGGACAAGUUUGUCAGCGACGCCAACAGGCUCACCGACAAGCUGGUGGAGCUCUGCAACAAGCUGGUAAACAACGACACCGGCAAACUGAGCAUGAGUGUCCACUUCAAGCAUCUGAAGCGUUUGGUGGAGGAGCCCACCUUCAGCCAGAUUCUCAUCCCGCUGCAGUCUGUGCUCAUCCCCACGCUGCCCUACACCGGCGGGGCCAACACCACCCACGACGCCUUCCCGGGACAUUGGGUCUACCUGGACCACUUUGAAGACCACGUGGAGAUCUUGCCCUCCUUGCAGAAGCCCAAGAAGAUCAGCCUGAAGGGCUCGGACGGGCGCAGCUACACUAUGAUGUGCAAGCCCAAAGACGACCUGAGGAAGGACUGCAGGCUCAUGGAGUUCAACUGUCUCAUUAACAAGUGCUUGCGCAAAGACGCCGAGUCACGGCGCCGGGAGCUACACAUCCGCACCUAUGCCGUCAUCCCUCUGAACGAGGAGUGCGGCAUCAUCGAGUGGGUCAACAACACGUCGGGGCUCCGCCACAUCCUCACCAGGCUGUACAAGGAGAGAGGCGUCUACUUGUCGGGCAAGGAUUUGAAGAAGAUGAUCCUCCCCAAGACGACCCCCUUCGAAGAGAAGCUCCGCAUGCACAAGGAUGUGCUGUGCGCUCGACACCCCCCCAUCUUCUACGAGUGGUUCCUGCGCACCUUCCCUGACCCCACGUCGUGGUACAACAGCCGCUCCGUAUACUGCCGCUCCACAGCCGUCAUGUCCAUGGUGGGCUACGUCCUCGGCCUGGGGGACCGCCACGGCGAGAAUAUCCUCUUUGACUCCUUCACGGGGGAGUGUGUGCACGUGGACUUCAACUGCCUCUUUAAUAAGGGGGAGACGUUUGACGUCCCCGAGGUGGUCCCAUUCCGUCUGACGCAGAACAUGGUGCACGCCAUGGGGCCCAUGGGCAUCGAGGGUCUCUUCAGGCAGGCCUGCGAAGUCACACUGAGGCUGAUGAGGGACCAGAGGGAGUCACUCAUGAGUGUCCUAAAAACCUUCCUUCAUGAUCCCCUGGUGGAGUGGAGCAAACAAGGCAAAGGACUCUGCAAAAUUCAGGCCAACGAAACUGGAGAGAUCCUCAACGAAAAGGCCAAAACGCACGUGUGCGACAUCGAGCAGCGUCUCCAGGGUGUGAUUAAGAGCCGCAAUAAAGUUCUGGGACUGCCUCUGUCCAUCGAGGGCCACGUGCACUACCUGAUUCAGGAGGCCACGGACGACAAGCUGCUCUGUCUGAUGUAUGUGGGCUGGGGGCCCUACCUGUAAAGUGCACUUCUACUCUCCUUGCGUUCACGUUCACAAGCCUCAGUUCACAAGUUAGCAGCUUCCCGUUUUCUAGAAACUGACAUUUAUGUACAUGUUCUUGUUAAUAAAUAAUUAUCUUUUGUUCCGUUCAGAUGUGCACGGCACACCUGCAA
Hippocampus comes (tiger tail seahorse) is the source of this 8037-nucleotide messenger RNA. It is a transcript of the gene atr, whose product is annotated as ATR checkpoint kinase. Gene Ontology annotation, molecular function: protein serine/threonine kinase activity; protein binding. The coding region runs from base 131 to 7885 and encodes 2584 amino acids. The record is from RefSeq and is a predicted model, not a curated record. The transcript has 48 exons. Gene Ontology annotation, cellular component: chromosome; nucleus. Gene Ontology annotation, biological process: DNA repair; DNA damage checkpoint signaling; telomere maintenance. Lineage: Eukaryota; Metazoa; Chordata; Actinopteri; Syngnathiformes; Syngnathidae.